Messenger RNA from Apodemus sylvaticus (European woodmouse), 1569 nucleotides. RefSeq names its product homeobox A4 (gene Hoxa4). Gene Ontology annotation, molecular function: RNA polymerase II cis-regulatory region sequence-specific DNA binding; DNA-binding transcription factor activity, RNA polymerase II-specific. Gene Ontology annotation, cellular component: nucleus. Gene Ontology annotation, biological process: embryonic skeletal system morphogenesis; anterior/posterior pattern specification; regulation of transcription by RNA polymerase II. Bases 60 to 917 code for a protein of 285 amino acids. The record is from RefSeq and is a predicted model, not a curated record. The transcript has 2 exons. Lineage: Eukaryota; Metazoa; Chordata; Mammalia; Rodentia; Muridae.
GGCGAGCGCAGAAAAACGACACCGCGAGAAAAAUUAGUAUUUUUGCACUUCACAAAUUAAUGACCAUGAGCUCGUUUUUGAUAAACUCCAACUACAUCGAGCCCAAGUUCCCUCCCUUCGAGGAGUUCGCACCGCACGGUGGCCCGGGCGGUGGGGACGGCGGCGUGGGCGGGGGUCCGGGCUACCCGCGGCCUCAGAGCGCCCCGCACCUGCCGGCCCCGAACCCGCACGCGGCCCGCCAGCCCCCCGCCUACUACGCGCCGCGGGCGCGCGAGCCCAGCUACCCCGGGGGCCUGUACCCCGCGCCCGCCGCCGCCUGUCCCUACGCCUGCCGCGGGGCCAGCCCCGCGCCACCCGAGCAGUCCCCGGCCCCCGGCGCGCACCCCAGCCCGGCCCCGCAGCCCCCUGCGCCCCCUCGGCGCUGCGCUCCCGGCCCCACCACCCCGGCUGUCGCGACGGGGGGCAGCGCCCCCGCGUGCCCGCUGCUGCUGGCGGACCAGGGCCCGGCGGGCCCGAAGGGCAAGGAGCCGGUGGUGUACCCCUGGAUGAAGAAGAUCCACGUGAGCGCCGUCAACCCCAGUUAUAACGGAGGUGAGCCAAAGCGCUCUCGAACCGCCUAUACCCGGCAGCAAGUCUUGGAGCUGGAGAAGGAAUUCCACUUUAACCGCUACCUGACCCGGCGCCGCCGCAUCGAGAUUGCCCACACGCUCUGCUUGUCCGAGCGCCAGGUCAAGAUCUGGUUUCAGAACCGGAGAAUGAAGUGGAAGAAAGACCACAAACUUCCCAACACCAAGAUGCGAUCUUCCAACCCUGCCUCGGCCCCUGCCGGCCCGCCUGGGAAAGCACAAACUCACAGCCCACACCCCCAUCCCCACCCUCUCCCUGGUGCUUCCACACCCAUUCCCUCCUCCAUAUAAUCUAGAGACCUAGAUCAGUUUCCGUCACGUAUGUGCCCUACUCAUCUCCUGCUCCUGUCCUCAUCUGCUCCUUCCUAAGUAAAUAUGAGACACCAAAACAAAAUCCAACUUGCUGGAAACCAUAACCAAAAAAGAUGACAGUAUCCCUGCUUGGUGUCGGUGUGUGACCCCCCAAGAGGACGUCUGUCCUGGUUACUGCUUAAUGGAAGAACCUGCUGACCUGGACAGCUUUGCCAGGGUUGGACACCUGUAAGGAAACACUGGCCAUCGACUACCUUUGAGUCAGCCAGACAGCACGUGCUGACUGGGGGCUCAGACUUGUAUGUUUGUUGCAAGCAGAAGCAGCAAGCCGGUUGGUUCCCAGCUUCCUUACCUUCCUCUUCUGCAUUAAAGCAGCUCACAUGAGCUUUACUGAGUAGACAUUGUGGACCUCACCAGAUUAUUUAAUUCUCAAAGUGUGUAGACCUUGAUGGUAGGUGUGGCAUGUAGUUUCCUCUCCUUGCAUUUAUUUAAGAUACUGUCAUAGAGAUAUUGUUGUCUUAUUCUGGGGCACACAGUCUUGGGGAGAGGGAAAUGCAUUUAGAUCCACUUGCAAACUGUACAGAGCGAAAUGGUUGUAUAAAGAGGAAUGUGCUAAGAAUAAACUUCAAUU